AAAAUUACACGUUUUCACGUACAUUCGGUACGCUAUGAACAUCAACGUUCUUGGAUGUAACGGGUGGUUCGCAAGUAGACGUUCAGCGACAAACUAGAGGAUGUUCGCCAGGCUCUGCAGGCAGGCUCCAAAUGGGGACCUGAAGAGGCGACACUCGUGGAGCAGUGAGGUCGACUACCAACCGGCGGAAACGGAAGCCGUAGCGACACCGGGUGUAGAUCCCGCUGGCCUAUCCUCGGACGACGAGGACAGAGGCUCGUACAAGGAACAUGGCUGUUCGGUGCAGACGGUGGACCUGGUGGCGGACUGUCCUUUGCAGGUAGUGACACCUACGUCGAGGUCGCCGUCACCACCCAGAUCGCCGACGCCCGCGACGCCCGCGACGCCCUCGACGCCCCUCGCGCCGCCGAGGAGCAUGGGGCAACGGCCAAGCACCCUCUUACGCCCCAAAAUCUCUUUGACCUGGGUACUCCGCGGGCAACAGCAACCUGCUUCCAACAACAGUCAUUCGGCAGCCAAUGGGAACGCAGGUGGGAACGGCGAUCGAGAGGGCUUGUCACGAGACAGCAAGGAAAGAUCCUCGAAGAGGAGUGUGAAAAGUGUGAAAGAAAAAGACGGUGGAAAGGAGAAUGUGGACACGGAGAAGCGAGAAAAGAAGGUACUGCAGAGAAUAGAGAAGAUCGAGAGGACGGAAAAGCCCAUCAGCAAGGAGGCACUGGUCAAUGAAAGAUCGCUAGACAGUCCCCUGGAGAAGCAGUCCGAAAAGGAAUUUUCAGGGCUGAAGGAGGCGAAGGAGAAGGAGAAAGUUAAGAGGGCAGUGUCCGAACCGUCUCUUGUAUCUCGUGAGUCAACGUCCACGCCUAGUGGCCGAGAGAAACACAGACAUCGAAGAACCAAACGAUCUCACAAGCCGAGACCUCCGAGUAGAUUUGGCUAUGAAAUUGCAGACCUUGAUGCAUACCUCACCAAAGCCUCGAUAGAGAAACCUGCCAACAUUCCUGUUGUCCUCUCCUUUCCAUCCGUCCUGUACCAGACCCAAGGCGGUACUCAAGACGAGAUGGCCCUUCCUCUUGGAACAGUCGUAAACGCGGUCUUCAAGAAUCAGACCUGGCUGUACGUUCAAACACCGCACGGCCAGGAAGGCUACGUUGGAUAUGCCGCUUGUCUACCAUUAGGGAUAUUACCACAACCAACGAGAGGACCAUGUUGGGAGGACUCUACGGACGUAUUUCCUCGUCCUCUAGGGAACAUGACAGACACGGAAAAACUGAGAGAUACCCGGUCAGAGUGUGGUGCUCGAGGAAGAAAUCCAAGGGUAAGACGAGGUUCUAGGGAUGCAGUGUCAGCCUGUGGAGAACGCAGCGUCGAUAGACUGUACCUUAGGGCUGCGGCAAACGCUAGAACCAAAGGAUCCCGGCACACUUUGCUCGUCAUACGCAGCGACUAUGAGGGUCAAGGUGGGAAUGCUUUGACAGUCUCCAAGGGCGAUGUAGUUGCACUACUAAGCGAUCACGUUAGCGAUUGGUUCUGGGUCCGUUCGCGAGACGGCAGAGAAGGCUUUAUACCUGCAGUGAUCGCAGGUCACGGCUUCCUGUGACUGUCGCGUUCUUAUGAUUUUCCCAAAAUUAGUUGGCCGCUUAAAACCAUUCGGGAAUAAAUCAUUUACCAUUCUAUCAUCUUGUCACAUCAUCUUUUCACUUCGUUUAAUUUCUUAAUAUCUUUUUUCGGAUAAAAAGCACAGGGCUUUUUAUAGCUAUUAAA
This is a messenger RNA of Eufriesea mexicana, 1761 nucleotides long. RefSeq lists its product as uncharacterized. The transcript is spliced from 8 exons. Bases 101 to 1597 code for a protein of 498 amino acids. The record is from RefSeq and is a predicted model, not a curated record. Gene Ontology annotation, molecular function: protein binding. Lineage: Eukaryota; Metazoa; Arthropoda; Insecta; Hymenoptera; Apidae.